AUGGUUCAAGCUACCGUCGUUCGCCGCUCUUUCUCCAAUAUCCUCAAGAAGAACGCCAAUGAUGUCGUGGUAAGUCCACCGUACAUGACCUUGUGACGCCGCUGCCGAAGCCGAGGAUCCCGAACGCUAGCCGCGGCUCACCUCGGCAACCGCUUCCCAUAGAUCGUCACCUCUCUACGAACGCCGAUCGCCAAGUUCCGUGGCGCUUACAAGGACAUGUACCCGGAAGAGUUACUCUCGCACGUCUUGAAGUCGACACGGGAGAAGCUCGAGACGCAAGGCGUCGAUGUCCAGUCCGGCCUCGUCGAGGACAUCCAUGUCGGCACGGUGUUGAUGGAGUUGGGGGGAGCCAAGUCGGGGAGGUUGGCUAGUCUGGAUGCUGGGUAAGCUUACGACUCGCUCGCCGUGAUCUUGGUGUUCAACGAAGCUGUUGAUUGCACCUCCGCUGACAAGCCGCGGCCCAUCGCCCCCACGACCGAAAGAUUCCCCAUCGUCUCUGGAUUCAAGGCCGUCAACCGACAGUGCGCUUCCUCGCUACAAUCUGUGACCGACAUCGCUCAAUCCAUCCAGAGUGGUAUGAUCGACAUGGGAGUCGCCGCUGGUGUGGAGCACAUGACGAGAGAUUACGGGGUGAGUCCUCCUUGGCUUCGGAGCCCCACUUUUGAUUCCGUAUUACUUAGUACCGCGCUUGGCCAGCUGACACCGUUUCUUUGCUCAUCGUGUUUCACACUCAAUCCAGACCCGAGCGAUCCCUGUCAACAUUUCUCCUUUCAUCAAAAAGAGCGAGUCCCAGGACGCUCAGGACUGUCUAAUGCCGAUGGGCAUGACCUCGGAAAAUGUCGCCGCCGAACACGGGUACUCGCGCCAGCAACAAGACGAGUGAGUCUUGCGCGCCUGCCCCCUCGCCUUCGAUGAAAAUGAGCAUAUCGUUCUGAUGUCUAAUCAUGUCUAUUUCUGUCGGACAGAUUCGCCUGCGCUUCGCACGCCAAGGCCAAGGCCGCCCAGGAUGCUGGCUACCUCGCCGAAGAAAUCGUGCCCAUCAAGGUUCGAUCGGUCACCCCGGCAGAGGGCGACAAGCCGGAGAGCACCGAGAUUAAGACGAUCUCGAAAGAUGAAGGCAUCCGACCUCAGACGACGAUGGAGUCGCUGGCCAAGUUGAAGCCCGCCUUCAAGGCCGAUGGAACCGGAACGGCGGGCAACUCGUCGCAGAUCUCGGAUGGUGCAAGUGCGUUGACUUUGGUGAGGAGGGACGUCGCGGAAAAGCUGGGCUUGAAGCCUCUGGCCAAGUGGGUCGGUUCGGCCGUUGUUGGUGUGCCGCCGAGGAUCAUGGGUGUCGGACCCGCGUACGCAGUGCCGAAGUUGUUUGAGAGGUUCGGCAUCUCCAAGGAUGAUGUUGACAUCUUCGAGCUGAACGAGGGUACGUUCCUGGGUUCCCACUGGCCCAAAAGAUGAAGUCCUGACUGUCUAUAUUUUUUCAUUCACAGCCUUCGCCUCGCAAUCUUUGAUGGUCAUUGAGACGCUCGGUUUGGACAUCAAGAAGGUGAACCCCAAGGGAGGAGCGAUUGCGCUCGGUCACCCUUUAGGGGCCACUGGAGGUCGUCUGUUAAGUUCGUUGAUCUACGAAUUAAAGAGGACGGACAAGAAGGUCGGUGUCGCGACUUUAUGCAUGGGUACGGGUGCAGGCAAGGCGACUUUGAUCGUCGCCGAGUAG
This is a messenger RNA of Microbotryum saponariae, 1711 nucleotides long. Lineage: Eukaryota; Fungi; Basidiomycota; Microbotryomycetes; Microbotryales; Microbotryaceae. The record is from the annotation of a GenBank genome assembly.